This is a messenger RNA of Amphiprion ocellaris (clown anemonefish), 8443 nucleotides long. RefSeq names its product neurabin-2-like. Lineage: Eukaryota; Metazoa; Chordata; Actinopteri; Pomacentridae. Gene Ontology annotation, cellular component: cytoplasm; dendrite; postsynaptic density. Gene Ontology annotation, biological process: actin filament organization; calcium-mediated signaling; neuron projection development. The transcript has 15 exons. Bases 242 to 2878 code for a protein of 878 amino acids. The record is from RefSeq and is a predicted model, not a curated record. Gene Ontology annotation, molecular function: actin filament binding.
CAGAUGAUGUGAGGGGGGAGGAGGAGGAGGGAGGAGGAGCAGAGGGGAGGCAGGCAGUCAGUCUGUUCGGAGGAAUCAGCAGCAGGAGGACAAUGUACCCGCUCCAGCACGGAUCCUAACGGGCACCGGGCUGCUUCAACAAACUGGAAGAUCAGGAGGUGAAUGUCAAACAGCUCCAGGAUGCUGCCCCCCUCCUCCCUGCUGACCUACUCUUCACCAGGGGGCAUCUGACUUACCAAACAUGAUGAAGACUGAGCCCCCGUCAGCCACGGGGGGCAACGGGGCCUCCACUGAGGGCAGCGGGAGCUCCAAUCUGCGGAGCCCCUCGCCCCACCGCAACGCCUACGAGGCCGGGCUGGCGGCGCUGAAGAAAGCCACCGAUCAUCUCAACAAUGCUGCCAACGGAGGCGCCGAACCCGCCUCGAAACCAGCCCCCCUGCCCCGCCCGACGGGGAGGGGCAGGAAAUACGGAUCCAACGUCCACCGCAUCAAGAACAUGUUCAUGCAGAUGCAGUCGCCUGGUGAUGAAGAGGACGGAGCCAAAAUGAUUGGUAAGGACCAGGCAGUAAAACUGUCCCUGCCGAGAGCAUCGAGCCUCAAUGAGAACGUCGACCACAGCGCUCUGCUGAAAAUGGGCGCCACCGUGUCAGAGAGGGUGAACCGCUUUGACUCUAAAGCAGGCAGGGAGGGAGGCUUCUCCAAACUCCAGGAGACCAGGAGGAUCUUUGAGCAGCGGACUCUACAGCAGGAGAAACAAGCCGCCACUAACCGCAUCCUGCUGAAGAAGGAGCGGGCGUCGGGCUUUCAGGACAGCCGUCUAGACGUGGUGGCUCGCUUUAACGGAUCCACCGAAGCUCUGGACCGGCUGGAUGAUCCCCCCGCUCCCCAUCCCGCUGCUGUUCCCUCUGCUGCAGCUUCGGUCGGGCCCGGUGAGGCCGUCAGCCCCACUGUGAGCCAACUCAGUGCUGCGUUCGAGAAAGGCGAACUACAAAACAACCUCUACCUCCCCCAACGACGGUCAGCUCCUGCCUUGGCGCCAAAGCCCAAACCUCCAGCCAGAGCGGAGGCUGCUGAGAGGAAGACGAAGGUGUCCCCUCCAGGUAGGGAGGACCAUGAGGAGGUAGCAGCAGGAGAUGUGAGCUCUGAGACAGCAGAGCUAUCAGAGGGGGCGGGUUCUCUUCAGAGGGGCGUAGGUGGACUGGUGGCAGGUGAUGAGAAGGACAGGAAUGGACAGUCAGGAGACCAGCUCUCCAACUCCUCCUACUCCUCAUCAUCCUCAGUGACCGUCACCUCCACCUCUACCUCAUCAGAGGCCAAACCGGAGUCUGACGUUCAGCCGGCAGCGACCGAAGCGAGGGGCUCCAGUACAGCAGCUGCUCCUGAGCUGGAGGCUGGAGAGCAGGACGGCUCUACCGGGGGAUCUGAUCCUGGAGGAAGGUUAGUGCAGGCCGACGUUCAUGCCUCCCUGGAAAACGGCGAGAAAGAGCCACCAUCUUCCUCUCCAUCCUCCGAUGAGAAAGACGGAGACUCUGAAGGACGGGGCAAAGAGGAAGAGGAGGAGAACGACGAGGAUGGCUCGAGGAAGGAGGAUUACUCGGAGGGGGAUCUGGUAGAUAUCAGCGCGUACAGCGGGCUUGGAGAGGAGGACUCUGGGGGAAGCCAGCUGGACGACGAGGACGAUGAAGAAGAAGAUGAGGAGGCGUAUCAGCCGGAGACCAGUUGCUCCGAAAUCGCGGGACUCCCCGAGGAAGAGGAGCCGCCGCCGCCUUGUAGGAAAAUUCGUUUCAGCACUGAGCCAAUCAAGGUCUUCACCACCUACUCCAACGAAGACUACGAUCGACGUAACGAUGACGUCGACCCCAUGGCGGCCUCGGCAGAGUAUGAGCUGGAGAAGAGGGUGGAGAAGCUGGACCUGUUUCCUGUGGAGCUGGAGAAAGACAGUGAUGGUUUGGGCAUCAGCAUCAUCGGUAUGGGAGCAGGAGCUGAUAUGGGCCUGGAGAAACUGGGGAUCUUUGUGAAGACGGUCACUGAAGGCGGAGCUGCACAGAGAGACGGCAGGAUCCAGGUGAAUGAUCUGAUCGUGGAGGUUGACGGGACCAGCCUGGUUGGAGUAACUCAGAGUUUUGCUGCCUCUGUCCUCCGCAACACCACAGGAACAGUCAAGUUUGUGAUUGGCCGGGAGAAGCCGGGGGAGCAGAGUGAAGUGGCCCAGCUGAUCCAGCAGACUCUAGAGCAGGAGAGAUGGCAGCGAGAGAUGAUGGAGCAGAGAUACAAGCAGUACAUGGACGAUGAUGAAGAGACAGGUGAAUAUGCAACCGAUGAGGAGGAGGAGAUGAGUCCAAUGUUUCCAAACUCCGUUGAGGUUUUUGACCUGGCAGAGAACCAGGACAUGUUGUCUCCUGUGGAGAUGGACCCCGAGAAGCUGGCCCACAAAUUCAAGGAGCUCCAGAUUAAACAUGCAGUAACCCAGGCAGAGGUCCAGCUGCUAAAGAGGAAGCUGGCUCACGCCGAGCAGGAUAGGUUGCGUUGGCGGAUGGAGCGUGCUCAGUUGGAGCAAAACAUCCGGGACAGCAAAGAAAGGAUGGAGAAACUGGAGGGCUACUGGAUGGAGGCUCAGUCGCUGUGUAAGGCUGUGGAUGAACACCUGAAGGAAACCCAGGCUCAGUACCAAACCCUAGAGAGGAAAUACAGCAAAGCCAAGAGACUCAUCAAAGAAUACCAGCAGAAGGAGAUCGAAUAUCUGAAGAAGGAAACGGCUCAGCGUCGAGCUCAAGAAGAGAGCGAGGCAACACACAAAGAGGAGACAGACAACCUGCAGGAAAAGAUUACAGACUUGGAGACCAAAGUGGACGCCUUGAAGACCCCCAAACCCUCGUAGACUGCUGCUACUUCCUACCUCCUGUCAGUGACUGGAAGAGGAGGAGCUCCGCCUUCAUUCUGACCGGGCCUGUAUUUAUUCCAACCAACCAUCCACUGCACGGACAGGCAGCGCAGGAGAAAAAACAACAAGACGAGGACAGAAACAACCUCCCAUCUGACAUCAGCCAGUGACGUAGUGCCCCGUCAGUCAACAACCAAUCCCAGAAUGCACCUCCUGUAAUAUCUACAAUCCUCCUCGUGUGUCUUCCUGGCAACCGGCUUGGCAACCAACACGGAAUCCAACAAUCCAUGGGUGAUCGAUUUCCUCCUCUUCAACUGUAUCUUCCCAGGUUCUAUUAAUGAAUCUAAUUUGUUUUUAAAAUUGAAAAAAAAGCGCUUUUAUUAACCAGGCUCGUCACAAAGUGCUUUAUAGAGCGACAGAGGGAAUCAAUGCAAAACAUACAAGAAAGAUUGUGUGUUUUUCUCUGGGGCUGGAACUCGAAGGGAUCCUUUGAAGAGGCUUUCUGUUCCUUGGCGUUGAUCGUUUGAAUCAAGAACUAGAAGUAAAGGUAGCGGCCGCCUCGUUUUUAGAGACUCGGAUCGAGAAGUGGAACAAGACUUUGAAAAGGAAGCAGCCGCCGUCCUGCCGAUAGUUAAGUAAUAAAAACUCUAAAACGAGCUCGCCGACAGAUUUCUGAUCAAAAAACUGUGAAUUUCCAGAAUGCCCCGGCCUUCGGUUUCUCCUUUUCCAGCCUAAAUCUCUGCUGAGCGACGGAAAGAAGCGUGAAUUUCAGGUCUGAGCCGUGGCGGCGCGAUGUUUGUAUAUAUUCUAUACAUUUAUUUAAAAGUGUUUAAGUGGCUUAAGCAAAUAAGUGGGUCUGAUAUCGGAGAGUUAAGAGAGAGAAUAGUUGUGGAGGAAGUGGUUCAGUAGUCCUUCAUCUCUUUUUUAUCGACAUCAAUGGCAAACAGGGUGUGAAUAGUCAAAUAUGUGCUUCUAGAGCUUCUAAUGGUGUAUAUUUGUUGGUGUUUACUCCAGUAUCUGUGGGUUUACAUGUACACCAGCCUCCUGUUAGCCAGCUCAGUCAUGUGCUGUGUUCUUAGGUUGGUGCAGGGAGAGUUUCCUUCUUCUUUUAUGGAUGAUCACAAAAAGCUGAAUACCUUGAAUAUACUGUAUCCUGUAAACUGAAAAUAUCAAUUCCAAAAAUGAGACAUCAAACAUCUCUUAGAGGCAGAGAAUAAACGGAUCAGUUGAGUUAUUAAUCAGUGAGUGACCAAAAAGUGCCAAAAUCCUAUAAUAGUAUAUUGGAAAAUUCUUGUUUAGUUUUUUCAGAAAUGAAUUGCACAUUUCCUUUAAGGAUGCUUCAAAAUAAGUAUUAAUCUAAAUCUGCUGUAGUGUUGAAUUAUAUACCGAACAAAACACUCGACAUUAGAAAAAUAAACUUGCCAGUGCGAUGCCAGCUGUUGGCCUCCAGUGUUUUUAAAAACUUACCAUUAGUAAAUAAUGGAGGCUCGAAUUUUCAGUUUGAAUAUGAGAAUCUUUUAAUUUGAAACUAUACAAAAAAUGUUAGAUAAUUUUCAAGAAAAUUGAAAAAUUGAAAACUAUAUUGAUAGAUUUAGUAUUUCAGUUUCAACAUUUUGUAUUGAAUAGCAGACGUUAUGCUGUAUAGCUAAAGGUUAGCUUGUUAGCUUGUAAAGUCACAUAAGACAUAGCAGCUAAUAGCUAGUACGAAUGUUCUAAUUCAGUAUGCUAAACCUAGUAUUAGCCUUUUUGCUAUCGAUGUAUGCUAAUUUAGUAUGCUAAAUAUCAAAUUAGCAUAGAUGUAUACUAAUUGAGUCUGCUAAAUUUGCAUACUAAACAUAGCAUACAUUGAUACUAAUACUAGCUGUUAACUAUCGAUGUACGCUAAUUUAGCAUACUGACUUCUCAAAAACGGAAAGGAUUCUAAAAAGUCUUUGUCAAUUCUAUUUCUGUUGAUAUUUCUAUCAGUAUUUGUCCGUUCUUGUUAGCAUAUUAAUGCUACAGGAUAGCGUAGCCUCUAAGAAAUGCUUGUGUAAUGACACUUUAACAGGGAUAAGAGCUACAGUGAUGUUCAGACACCUGUGUGCAUGUAAACACACUCCACAUCUCAUAGUAGGAGGACAGUAGAAGGUCCCAGUGCCAGUGUUAAGCCUUUAGAGAAUGAAUUAAGUUAGUGAUUCAAGCCUGACAUGGUCUAAAUAUUGGUUGAACAUGAAAACGUUACUAUGGUCAAUAAAGGUCAGAUAUUCAGGAGUCCAGGAACCACUGAGGGUGAGUCCAGUUCAGCCACAUUGAGAAGGUUUUGUUUUUUGUUCCUCUUUGGUCAGAUAACCCCAUAAAUUACAAGCAGUUGCUAAAACCUUCAGCUAAUAUAUUUGGUAAAAGUGUUUGAAAUGUCACUCGGACUGUCAUUGAUAGUUUUCAUAUCAGCUAAUACAGAGAUUGGCUGAGAAUCAAACAUGUCCCACAGCGGUUACAGAAGAAUCUGCAUGUUUAUAAAAUUCUAUAUUUCACUAUUUUGGUGUGAAAAGUACCCAGUGGUUAAUGAGGACUGUGUGAUGUUCCAGAUAUGAAUCUGUAUUUAUAUAGAUGGUAGCAGAAUGGUGCUUAGAAAGACCAGCUAAACCGUUGCCAGUGUUGGACCAAAAUUUUCAAAAGGCAGAUGUUAUGUAUUUUGGUGCUGUCAUUCACCGUGGGAAUAAUUUUUAUUUUUAUUAUGAGUUUGUGAAUGUGUUUAUUGAGAUAAUGCAGCUUGCUGGCAAGCUCUGAUUAGGUCACAUUACUUGAAAAUACUUGAGUACAGUACAAUCCAAAAAUCCAAUUAGGCUACUCAAGUUCUAAUCAACAAAAAUGGAACCAUUUCCUGAUUCUGACUUUGUUCUCUGGUUCUAAAUUACAGAGAAACUCGUCAAAAUCAGCUCCAGCAUUGUGCUUCAUGCUGCCUAAAGUGCAGGAUAAUAAUCAGAUUUUCCAAAGACAAAAUGGUGUCAUGCAGUGCAUGUUACUUUUGCUUAGCAAUGCUUAGCGAUCCAUCUAUGGAUGGAUACGUCAAUCUGUUGUUCCACCACUUUGAUCUGAACUCAAAUAUCUCUAAACUUGUAAAGAUAUUCAUGGUGCCCAGAGGAUGAAGUAAACUGACUUCUUCCAGUUAAAAAUGUCAAAAAUGGAGUCUGCGAGGAAGAUUGUUGAUAUUUAGCUAGUUAGCAUAUUUAGAUAGUUAGCAUGUGCCAGAUUUAACAUCCCUCUUGCUAGUUGUGCCUCCUUUCUUCAUUAUGUGCACCUAAAUGUGCACAGGACUCACUGGAAUAGUGUUGCUUGGUCCUAGCCACGUUCUUUUUUCACAGAACGUACACCUAGCAGUAGUGAGGAGAUAUUCACCGAAUUUUCCAAAAAGUGCAUUGAUUUAGAAUUGCAUAUUCCACCUUUAAUUUAUUCAGUACUUUGGCUUUCUUAUGAGCUAAUGUUAGCAUGCUAACAUGUUAAAUUCAUAGACCGUAUAUAAAAGAUGGAAGUGGCCACAGUGACUUCACAUAUUGGUCGGUUUAUUCUACCAAUUUGAAGCCCUGAGUUUGGAAUUAGCCCUGCCCUAAAGUAAACUCUGCUUUCUUCUCCGUUUUUCUCAAAAUGGGACCAUAAUUAACAAAAUGAACAUCAUGCUGUAGUGAAGAAGAACUAAAACUAGUGACUGAGUCCAUAAACUCAUCAGGAAGGUCUUGACUGAGGUAAAAAAUCAAGUGAGAAGAAGGCUCAUUUUGUCAUAGACUGACAACCAAAGGAGUCGCCUCCUGCUGGCUGAUAGAAAAAAUGCAGGUUUGAGGCCCUGAUGGCUACAUCCAUCUUUUAUAUACAGUCUGUGAACUGUAAACCUGCUGAACAUCAUCAUGUCGACAUCAACAUUUAACUCAAAGCACUGCUGGACCUCACAGAGCCAACAGCAUGACUUCACAUUCGUAUUUUUUUAGAAUUAUUUUUAACCCUUUGAUGCGCAGUGUGGGUCAGGAGAUACCCAUUUUCCAUUGGAGUGGGUCACUUUUGACCCAUUUUGUGCACCAAAUGGUGCGAAAACAAUCCUGCAAACCCAAAAUAACCUCCACAGAUUACAGCUUUGUGGUUAAAGCAGUGUCAUAAAAAUGAAACGUUGCACCUCCAGGCUCACUAACUGCUCAGUAGGAGCAUGUUUUCCUGAGGUGGGCAUGUUUUCUCCCUACAGUGUGUUCCAACUGUACUUGACCUCGGACCUACUGGAAUUCAUUUGUAGUAUUUGUGUAUCCACUGAUAUUUUCAGUAAGGUGGAAGCAAAGCUUGUGUACUAAUGUUGGAGAAUUUAGUCACAAACAGGACUUUGAGGAACUGAUGAACGAGGAGGAGCGACUCCAAAACUCGGUUGAUGUUUUCAUGUAAGGCUGAUUGAUUUUUUUUUUUAAGGACUCCAAGUGUUUGUUCAGAACUUGCAGUAUGUUUAAACUGUAGUCUUAUCAGAUGGGAACAAGGGUCAAGAGCAUUUUUAGAGGAAUGAAAAUCAGCCAUAAGCAACUCUCUUGAGUAUUUUUAUUUCUUAUGUAUUUUUAUUACAGUUUCAUCUCUAUGUCAAAAAAAAAAAAAGCUGUACAAAAGUUGUUGUAUCACCAAAUCAAUCCCUGGUCACUUUGGGUUUAUUGUCUAAACACUAAGUGAUCAGUUUGCCUUUUUUCUAAGUUAACAUGCUGCUUUUUGCCUCUACGAAGCCUUCUGAUGUGUGCUACCUGUAGCUGACUGUCACUUGUUGCCCCUCAUGUCUGCCCCCUUUGCUCAUGUCUGCAUUAAAGAUCGGGCUGCCGUCAGUGUUUGAAGAGUGUUUGCCGGUGGUUCCAGACAGACUGCCGUGUUGACAGACUGACAGAUUGUAGCACUACAGUAUUUAGGAGCUGUUGGAGAUUGUAGACAGGUUGAUGCCUUUCACCACGAUGCUGUUUUUGUGUUUAGAUUUUAAACUAACUCUGACUUUUCAACUGUCUGGUAACCAUUGGUAACCAACCUUUAAACACCAGGCAGCCUGCAGAACCAGUAGAACAGAUGCCUGUUAUGUAGAACGGAUUAACUUUGUGCUCACAUCAUGUGUUAAACAGCAACUUUUAAGAGACUGGGGGAGAAAAAGUGGAAAAGGUUAAAAAAAAUAUCACCAACAAAAGCACUACAGGAAAUGUGGUUCGAUUGAUUUUCCAUUUACAUUGUUUCAUUUAGCCGCAAACCCCAAAAUUCACUGCAUUUUUAAGCAGGUCCGUCCUUUUCUUUCUUUUUAAAAAAAAAAAAAUAUGGACUCUUGGCUUCUUCAAAUAACGACUGCUGAAAUUGGACACAGGUGUCAUGUGGUUUGCUAAAUGAACGGCCAUAGAUAGAGCAGUGCCAAACAAUGUGAGCAGGACAAUCUGACAGCGUGGAAGCAGACCUCUGAGUGCGUCUCGGGUUUGAAACACAGAUUUCCUUCUCUGCCUGGUUCUGUUCUCCAGUUGAUGCCACCAUGUUUGUCUGAAUCAAUACCUGUCUGUCAGCAUUAAUAAAUAAACAUGAAAUAUGUUGAACAAGGAA